Cyclocybe aegerita is the source of this 846-nucleotide messenger RNA. NCBI's taxonomy places the organism in Eukaryota, Fungi, Basidiomycota, Agaricomycetes, Agaricales, Hemipholiotaceae. The record is from the annotation of a GenBank genome assembly.
AUGCCGGCUCUCCUCGUCACCUAUCCAACGCCUUUCUUAAGGCUCUCGGAUUCAGGUUCCUUUGGUUCAGCGGCUCUCAUAUACUCUCAAAGUCACCUACGCGAAGAUAUGUCCUCAAACGAAGGAUAUAGGGCGAAAAUCCUGCCAAUUUUGACACGCACUGUCCAAUACACGACCCCAUUCAUCUCGGUAUUUCUUCUCGUCCAUCUCUCCGCCCCGGCACUCGCAAAUGUAGGUGGAUCCUCAUUGGCAUCACAAACCAUGCUUCUCGGCAGAGAAUACUAUCAAACAGCUCUUUCAGAACCUCUACUCGUUCUGGGGCCUAUUGGGAUACACGCGGCUUCCGCGACGCUCAAGCGACUUCUUUCACCCUCUGGCCAACCCCCAAGACGCCUCACGCACCCCGUCAGCGUCACGGGCUACGCGACGUUGUUCUUCCUGACAAUCCACUACCUCACACAUAGAUACUACCCAGCGCUUGACAUACCGCCAAUCGAUUCCUUAGGGCCCGCAGAACUCGACUACGAAUUCGUCAAAGCCGCACUCCGGACCUGGCCAAUACGAAGCUGGUUGUUGUACGGGGGACUCGUAUUCUUCUCAAUCAUGCACGUCGUCGACGGUGGAGCCUUGGUCCGGGCUGCAUGGGUGCAGGAGGGCCGUAUAUUUGCGUCGUUCCUGAAGAAGCAAUAUUCUCGACGGAAGAGGUUGGCGCUCGCGUUGGGUGGUGUCGUGCUCCCUGUUAUGACUGGUGUAUACGCUCUUGCAAACGAGCCGUCGAUGACAUUCGCUAGUAUGACGACUCGGUACCUCAGUGUUUUCCGGUCGUCCUUCGCAUAUAGGUUAUGA